Messenger RNA from Exophiala oligosperma, 1166 nucleotides. RefSeq lists its product as uncharacterized. NCBI's taxonomy places the organism in Eukaryota, Fungi, Ascomycota, Eurotiomycetes, Chaetothyriales, Herpotrichiellaceae. Bases 204 to 1166 code for a protein of 320 amino acids. The transcript has 3 exons. The record is from RefSeq and is a predicted model, not a curated record.
UUACCCUAUUCACGCGAGACGAAUGCUCACAUCAGAUACAUGUAUGGAGUACGAACCCAGCGUUGCUAUUUCUUACCUGGCACUGGAUUUUUGGACAAAACAUAUCAAGGACGUUACUUGAGUAUAGUAACAACCUCCUCUUUACGAAGACGAAAAACACAUACAAGCUCGACUGCCAACCACCUUUCCGCUGAUUCAUUAAAAUGUCUACAAACACGUCUCCUUUGACAGUUGGCGUACUCGGUCCUUCAGGCAUGAGCGGAUCCCAUAUCACACUUGAACUCAUAUCUCGGGGCCACAAAGUCAUCGGUCUCUCUCGCAAUCCCUCCAAACUAGGCACGCAUUCACGUUACGAACCUCGAACCAUCGACCUCGAAAAUGGCACUGUGGACGAAAUCUCAAAGACGCUCACAGAUCUGGACGUCCUGGUAUGCGCCUACGGUCCUCAUACCAGCGGUCUCGCAGCCUUGAAGUAUGUCCCAUUCAUCGAAACGCUCCGCAAGAUCGUGCUGGCGUCUCGAGCUGCAAGGGUCUCCUAUUUCAUCAUGCUAGGUGGUUGCGGCAGCCUGUACAUGCCGGGCACGGACACACACACCUGCGCCGUCGACAGCCCGACCUUCUGGCUCGCCUACUGGCGCCACAUCGCCUCGUCACCGGCACACAUCUCCUACAUGGAAUCGCGCUUCGGCAGCGCCCUAGCCGCCGGUGUGCGUGCGUACGCCAGUGCCCGUCAGGCGUUGAAAGAAGAUCGCGACACGGAGGAGGCGCGCUUCGUCCGCGACACGCACGAGACCAACACUGCGCUGGGCGAAGGGGGCGCCAAACCGCUCAUCACGGCGUGCCGGACGAGUUUCAUGUUCUUCGACGGCAACACGAGUUUCGACUGGACCUUCAUGUCGCCGCCUGCCAUGUACCGCUCGGGUGCAAAGACGGGCAAGUAUCAGGUCCAGCUCGACUACCUGCCGAUCAAGGGCGAGCCGAAAGACGGUGGCGAGCUCAACGGUCGGUUCGAGGGCAUUUCGACGUUUGACCUCGCGGUGGCGAUCGCGGACGAGGCCGAGACGAGGAAAAUGAAGGGGAAGCAUUGGACGGCAUGGGCCGAAAUUGACAAUGAGAAACCCGCCACGGCGCCGUAUAUCGAUUUGAGUCACGAUUCCAUCUCUUGA